This is a messenger RNA of Neltuma alba, 2345 nucleotides long. RefSeq names its product DNA topoisomerase 6 subunit B. Bases 204 to 2213 code for a protein of 669 amino acids. The transcript is spliced from 19 exons. Lineage: Eukaryota; Viridiplantae; Streptophyta; Magnoliopsida; Fabales; Fabaceae. Gene Ontology annotation, biological process: DNA topological change. Gene Ontology annotation, molecular function: DNA topoisomerase type II (double strand cut, ATP-hydrolyzing) activity; ATP binding; DNA binding. The record is from RefSeq and is a predicted model, not a curated record.
UCGAGCUGCUAAAAGGCUCCAAAUGUGACGUGAAGGGCGGCAAGCGAAAGCCAGGGGCAAAGGGAGGUCGGGCGGGAAAAGCUCGCACCGCCAAGUGCCAGCUUAUUCCGAUUCCAAGUUCACUGUUCUGAGUUUUGAAUCCUCUGUUUUCCUCAAGAUCCUGUUAAUUAAGAUUCCCAGGGUGCAAUUUUUGGUCACUUCAAAUGGAUAGUGAAAGCCCAGGCGAGGCAAACAAAACCAAGUCCAAGACCCCCCGAAAAACAAAGGAAAGCCUUCUGAAGCAGAAAUCUCCGGCCGAGUUCUUCGCAGAGAACAAAAACAUAGCUGGAUUUGAUAAUCCUGGGAAAUGCCUAUAUACCACUGUCAGAGAGCUUGUUGAGAAUUCCCUCGACUCAGCAGAAUCUAUAUCUGAGCUUCCCGUUGUUGAAAUAAUUAUUGAGGAGAUAGGGAAAAGCAAAUUUAAUUCUUUGAUCGGACUUGUUGACCGUGACCGGAUUGAUGCAGAAUUAUAUGAUGAUUAUGAAACAGACAAGGCUCGUGAGAAACGGUUAGCAAAGGAGGCCCGUGCUCAAGAAAUACAAGCAAAGAAUGCUGCCCUUGGAAAGAAAGUGAAAGAGCCCGCAGCUUCCAAGGGAAUUAGGGGUCGAGGUGAGGCUUCUUUUUACAGGGUCACAUGUAAGGAUAAUGGAAAAGGAAUGCCACAUGAUGACAUCCCAAAUAUGUUUGGCCGAGUUCUUUCUGGGACAAAAUAUGGCUUAAGGCAGACACGAGGAAAAUUUGGUCUUGGUGCAAAGAUGGCUCUAAUAUGGUCUAAAAUGAGCACUGGGCUUCCUAUUGAAAUCCUGUCAUCAAUGAGAAACCAAAGUUAUACUUCAUUUUGCAGGCUGGAUAUAGACAUUCAUCAGAACAUUCCACAUGUGCAUUUACAUGAAAAAUGGGAGAACAAAGAUCGCUGGCAUGGAGCUGAAAUUCAAGUGGUCAUAGAGGGAAACUGGACAACUUAUCGUUCAAAAAUAUUGCAUUACAUGAGACAAAUGGCUGUUAUCACUCCUUAUGCACAGUUUCUAUUUAAAUUUGUGUCCGAUGCGCCUGAUAAGAAUGUCACUAUAAGGUUUGCUCGGAGAACAGAUGUAAUGCCACCAGUUCCGCUUGAGACAAAGCAUCAUCCAUCAUCUGUUGAUUUGCUGCUAAUUAAACGACUUAUUGCUGAAACUUCGAAGCAGAACCUUUUGCAGUUUCUGCAGAAUGAAUUUGUGAACAUUAGCAAAUCCUAUGCUGAAAGACUGAUAGGGGAAAUGGGUCCUGAUUUCAGCCCAAAAAUGGCUGUGAAGUCUUUAACUUCUCAGCAGAUAGUACGCAUCCAUCAGCUGCUUCGUCAAGCUAAGUUUGAUGAUCCUAGUGGUGAUUGUCUUAGUCCUGCUGGUGAAUACAAUCUUCGCCUGGGAAUCAUAAAAGAGUUGCACCCAGACAUGGUUGCAACCUAUUCAGGCAGCGCCCAAGUAUUUGAAGGCCACCCAUUCAUUGUUGAAGCCGGGGUUAGUGUAGGCGGAAAAGAUGUCAAGCAAGGUCUGAAUAUAUUUCGAUUUGCAAAUAGGAUACCCUUGCUUUUUGAGCAAGGUGCUGAUGUUGUCACCAGGAGUGCAAUGAAGAGAAUCAACUGGAGCAGUUACAAAAUCAACCAGAUGCAAGAUAAGAUUGGUGUUUUCGUAAGUGUUGUGAGCACGAAAAUUCCCUUCAAAGGGACUGGAAAGGAAUACAUUGGAGAUGACAUAACUGAUAUUGCUUCUGCUGUUAAGUAUGCUAUUCAGCAGUGUUGCAUCCAAUUAAAAUCCAAGAUAGUAAAAAAGAUGCAGGCCCGAGAGCAGCAGGAGAGGAAACGAAAUCUAAGCAAGUACAUUCCAGAUGCUAGUGGUGCAGUCUACAGCGUUUUGAAAGAAAUGGCACAGUCGCAUGCAUCAAAGAAAAGUCGUUACAGUGAUGACAAUGUGGAACUUCUGAGGAAAGUAUCUGCUGGUUUAAUUACUAAAGAAACACUGAGUGAAAAGCUUGCUAAACAUGUUGAACAGGUGGACUAUGAAAUGGCGUUGGAGUAUGCCACGCAGAGUGGAGUUAGCGAGGAACCCAGGGAAACAAUAUAUAUUCAGUCACUUGAAGCUGAAAAUAAGACGAUUGAGUUGCGUGCUCCAUUCUUUGUCUUCAGAGUCUUUCAAUAACAGACGACAAAGAAAAUUUGUUUUGCCAAAUUUAAGUUUAAACUUGUGUCAGAGCAUUAUCGUACAAGAAGGAACAGUUAUUGUAUCUUUUCGUGUUUUAGAAAAAGGAAUGAAUUUAAUUGUGUUAAGGGG